UACCCUUCACAAUCCUCUCAUCACUCCUCAUUCACCAAAACCUCCUUAAACCAGUCACUCAUUAUAUUUAAACACCUUCCCUUACCCAAAACAAAUAAAAACAAAGCAAAGAAAAUGGCUCAUAGGAAAUCAAGUAAACUAUCUCAAACAGCAUUGCUAAAACAAAUCCUUAAGAGAUGUUCUAGUUUGGGUAAAAAACAUGGAUAUGAUGAAGAUGGUCUUCCCCUUGACGUACCAAAAGGCCAUUUUGCUGUCUAUGUAGGAGAGAAUAGGAGUAGAUACAUUGUUCCUAUUUCUUUCUUGUCACAUCCCGAGUUUCAAUGCUUGCUCCGACGAGCUGAAGAAGAGUUUGGAUUUGAUCAUGAUAAUGGCCUUACGAUCCCUUGUGAAGAAGUCGUUUUUCGUUCACUUACUUCAAUGCUUAGGUGAACAAUAUAUAUGUUUAUGUUAAGAUGAUUAUGGGUUGGUUUUUAAGUAGUUUUCUUGAAGAAAGAUGAUGUUAAGAUGAAGCUGCUAACCAAGAGUUUCGAUCCUCUUGUAUUGCUUCUCUUUUUUUUCACAUUUUUCUUCAU
Messenger RNA from Amaranthus tricolor (Joseph's coat), 572 nucleotides. RefSeq names its product auxin-responsive protein SAUR50-like. The transcript has a single exon. Lineage: Eukaryota; Viridiplantae; Streptophyta; Magnoliopsida; Caryophyllales; Amaranthaceae. Gene Ontology annotation, biological process: response to auxin. The coding region runs from base 115 to 429 and encodes 104 amino acids. The record is from RefSeq and is a predicted model, not a curated record.